GGGCGCUAUUUGCUGUGGCACGCAUGGAAAGCUGGGUCUCUUUGCUGUGGUGUGUGUACGUCUGCUCGUCUGCUCCUCCCAGAAGCCGCUGCUCAGUGCACAACGUGGGUGACGGAGGCUCUACUACACAAACAUGGCUGCCGGUAGAGCUAGAUUGGAGUACAGUGGCGACCCUGAGCGGCCAGCCGUGCUGGUUCAGUUUUCAAAUGGAAAUAUUCAGACUCCAGAGAGUGUAAAUUUCACUUUAUACAGGAACAAAAAUUACGCAUCCCCUAUGACGAAGAAGCAAAGAAUUCUGGUGGCUCAGACAGACAGACUGAGUUAUUCAGGGAAUAACUUCUCCGCUGAGGCUCUGAAGUGUAACUCUCUGAGCAGGUACUUUGUCGGAGUUCUGAAUAAAGAAACCGGAAUAAUGGAAGUCUAUGAUGCUGAAAGGGUGAACAUGCAGCCAAUAUUGGAAAACGACAAUAACCUGGAGGGACAAAGUCAAGAUGUGACAGCCCAGGCAAGCAGAACGUACAGAGAAAAGGUGGAUGCUCUGAUAGAAGCCUUUGGAACCAACAAGCAGAAACGUGCUUUAAGUUCUCGAAAGUUGAACCAAGUUGGCAGUGAAAUAUUAAAUAAAGCUAUGGCAAAGGCUGCUGAUGAGAUCAUUGAGUCCAAGGGAACAGCAGAACUGGUGAAAGAAGCAAUGGACGUGAAAGAAGAAGAUUCUUCCCUAUUCCUUCCUCCAUGUGAUCCUCAUGCAGACAAACCAGCAAAUGUCUACAAAUUUCAUGACCUUAUCUCUCCUGUGGAAUAUGCAGCUUUGGAAAGUGUGUCAUCUUCCUUUAAGAACAUCACUUCUGAUGAGAUCCAGAGUUUGAAAGACAAAAAGCAACAUGGUUAUUUUGUACUCCAGGAACUCCAGGAAUUGAAGCUAGUAAAAGACAUUGACAGACAAGCCAGAGCUCUGUGGUAUUUGGACAUUUUGAUUAAACUGAGCCAACUAAAAACUGUGAAACGGAAGGAUCUUAUUGCUCUUCAAUGUCCAAAGAUUAUAUGUGGCAGCUUAAUGAAAAACUUUACUGUCACCAUCUUUAAAAAUGACAGGCUCCAUAAUUCAAUAUCUGGGACAAUGAGAUCUAAAAUUGUGGCUUAUGUGAUAGCCCUGGCCUUACAUAUCUCUGAUUUUCGGGUAGAUCUGUCAUUUUUACAGAGAGACUUGAAGCUUACAGAAAGCAGGAUUCUUGAAAUAGCUAAAGCGAUGAGGCUGAGGAUCGGUAAAAAAAUGAUGUUCUGUGACACGACAGUGGAAGAGAGCCACAAAAUUGGUAUAUUAACACUCCCUCUGGUUGUGUACAAGCCAACAGGAGGGAUAAAAAGAAAGAAAAUGUGAAAUCAACUGCAAUGAGACACUUAGAUGCAAAGUCAUGCUGUAAAAGGUUGGAUAACUUACAAGGACUGUUUUGUGUAGUCAUUUACAGAAUUGUUUCUCAGAAGUCUGAGGUGUGUGUAGUUAAUACUGGCUGUAACGCAUGUCAUUUUUACAGUAUUAGUUCAAUAAAGAAAAAGUACAUAUUAAUAAUCGACAA
Pseudophryne corroboree (corroboree frog) is the source of this 1574-nucleotide messenger RNA. It is a transcript of the gene POLR1E, whose product is annotated as RNA polymerase I subunit E. Gene Ontology annotation, biological process: DNA-templated transcription; transcription elongation by RNA polymerase I; RNA polymerase I preinitiation complex assembly. Gene Ontology annotation, cellular component: RNA polymerase I complex. The transcript has 12 exons. The coding region runs from base 134 to 1378 and encodes 414 amino acids. Gene Ontology annotation, molecular function: DNA binding. NCBI's taxonomy places the organism in Eukaryota, Metazoa, Chordata, Amphibia, Anura, Myobatrachidae. The record is from RefSeq and is a predicted model, not a curated record.